Molecule: messenger RNA, 1358 nt
Organism: Nilaparvata lugens (brown planthopper)
Lineage: Eukaryota; Metazoa; Arthropoda; Insecta; Hemiptera; Delphacidae
Exons: 2
Coding region: 156-968 (270 amino acids)
Source: RefSeq, a predicted model, not a curated record
ACAAAGCAGGGUAUCUCAGCAACGGCUCAAACUUUGAAUUUUGUUUAUUUUGACAAACGCAGAUCAAAGAUUGUAUUUACUAAUUGUGUUUCGGUAUUUUAAUUUUUGUUCGAAUUAUAUAUAAUAAAAUAUAAUUGGAUUAUAUAUGUUCAUAUAUGUAUUAUAAUAUGUUUGGAAUAGAAUUAUUUCCACCUCAAGACUUGAAGGAGAAGGAGAUAGCAAAAAUUGAGAAAAAGCGAAAAAUUAAAGAGGAAAGGAAGGCAAAAAUAUUCAACCCUAGAAACAAAUUGAUUGAUAUCCCUGGGGGCAGUACACCUGAUGAUGAUCGGACAGAACCAUCUUAUGUGCAUAUUAACGUGGAUAAAACGAAUGAAAAUAUGGAGGAUCCAGAAACCACCAGCACUCCAAUACCAGAACAGUCUCAGAAUCGGGACAUAAGUGGGCCGCACUCACCCUCCAAAUCUCAAUUCCAUACAGCUCCGGACUAUCAACCUAAAAAGAUGUAUAAGCCACGGUCUAAAAUUCAGCAAACUGCUUCUACUGCUCGUGAACUCAACAGUUUGAGUGAAUCAGUUUUACGCAGUGACAUUGAGAUUGAGAAAGACAGUGAAUGGAACAUUUAUGGGAAACGCGUGGCAGCACAAUUAAAACGUAUGACUCCUGCUCAGGCACUCACUGCCCAAAUGGAAAUCAAUAAUAUCCUAAGAAAGUGCAGUUUGGAUGAUUUGAGUUGGGCGUCUACAGGACCAGAUCGCGUUUUGAAUGUGUCUACUAGGCCUAUGUAUGAUCCUUCAAACAAUUCCAUUUCCAGCAACAUCUUCGAGGCAUCUCCAGAGCUUGACACAGAUAUUACUCAGAAUAUCAUUAUAUCGAACACUGAAGCACCUGGAACUUCCGAGGCCAAUCCUGGUAUUUUUUCAGAAGUUUUAACCGCUCUUGGCUACAAAACAGAUGGAUUAAACAAGUAGAUGAUGAAGAAAAGUAGCAAAAAACUACAGCCACAUUGAAGACUGAACUUUUCACUUUUUCAUUAUGUUAAUUACUAAAAACUGUUCAUUUUACUAUAGUCUGUCCAUGCAGAGAAGACAUUCUGAAAAUAUGAGAAAAUGACUCCAACUCGGUCAAUAUUGGUUCAAAAAUUGAUCUCAAAUUGUGUUGUUAUGGAAGCAAUUUUUGGGAGAAAUCCUAUAUGCUUCCAUGUUUUUCAUAAAUGAAUUAUUAGAAUAAAAAUGUUUCCCACAAUUUGAGACCAAAUUUAUAAUAUUUUUGAACCAAAUAUUGACUGAGCUGGAGUCAUUUUCCCAUGUAUCUAGAAUGUUUACUGUGUUUGGUCACAUACAAUAAAAAAUUAUUACUUU